UCAGAUAUGUCUAUGUCCUGGGAAAUGUUCUUGUUACUUAAAACGAUAUGCUAAUCCCAUUAGCGCACUGUUAGCUCAACCUUCCCUUGGGGGGGACACCGAUCCAGUAGAGGUUAAUUAAGGCAAUCCACUGUGUAGAUUGUUUAACUCUGGCUUUCUUAGGGAAAAAGCAUUGUCGGAAGUGAGGUUUGAACUCACAUCUACAUUCAUAGACCAGAAAUCCCCUGUCUCCAGGAAGAAUUCACUCUUUCAGGCUGGCGCAUUAAACCGCUUGGCCAUCCUGACAACUGUGGAGUUUUUUCUUGUUCUGUAAGCUAAAGUUUUAAAUGUAGGCACGCGACAUGCUAGACUUAGGCUAAAAAUAAAACUAUUAUUGCUCAUUCAUUAGUUUUCAUUUUACCACUUGAGGCAAUCCACUAUGUCAAUUUAUUUUGCCGCAUUCAUGUGCUAAUCGGAACUCUGAAAUGUUUAACUUGCUAAAUGGUUGAACUAGGCACGUGUAUAACUACAACUUAUUAGCGAGUCGGACAUUUCCGAGUUUCCUAGUUCCAACUAGCACGUGAACGGGGCAUUUAAUUCUGACUUGCUGUUUUGCAUCAAAUGAUACAUUUCGCAUCAUCAUCAUGAUCUGGCAGGUGACACUUUGCUUCUUGAAAGUUCAAUACCUUGAAAACUUGACUGCUGACAUGCAAAAUGGACUAAUGAAAAAAGAAAUGUGUUGAUUUUACUUUAAGCAGCAAACUACUUUUAAGAGGUACUAACUACUUCUAAAGCUCAAAUUAAAUACAAUAGACAACCAUCAGAUUUGUUUCCAACAGCCCCAGAACCAACUAAUUGGAAUGUCCCCACCCCAUGCCCUAACUAGCAAUUUAGACCAGUCCAAACGGUGGUCCCGACCGAGCACAAAAGAAGGGGGCCUGGCAGGGGGGCAGGACUCUUAAUGUUAGGAUGGUAUUUUUCAAUGUGCUCAUCACUCUGCCUGUCCUGUGUUCGCAAUACAUCAGUGCAAGAACACAUUGAUUCAUUAUCAUCCGUCAAAGUUCACCACACCAUUUGCACUGCGCUUUCUCUCUCUUUAAACGUUCACUGCAAUUUGUUCUAUGUUGCACGUUACAUUCUGCAAUUUCUUUGCAAAGUUAUUAAAAUACAAUGUUCACUGCAGUUUACAGCCUAACAUAUCAUUUUGUACUCACUUAAAAACAAAAAUGCAAUUAUUAUCUAGUCUAGUCUAGAUAAUUGUAUUGUCCCUAAACAAGAUCAAUAGGGGAGCUUUUUGUACUCACCUGGCCUCUUCACUGCCUAUCAGCUAUUAAUCCUUGUUAUUGUGGAUUUAUAUAGAAAAUUGGUGCAGCUUUGAAUGAUUUUAUGUGUGGUAUGAUUGCUAGCAACCCUAUUGCAGAUCUGGACAAACAAUCCCCCUACCACUGUUGUCACUAUGAAUGGUGGAUAGUGGGCAGGAUAGACAGUUAGACUGGUAGACUAUAUUGACCUGUGGUAUAGUUAGCAAGUGGAGAAGCAUAGUGCAUAAGGGAAGUUCCAGAACACCUUGAUAGGGGAGGCACAUGCAAGCAGAUGAGGACAUUUUUUUCCCCAAAGCAAAAAAAAAAGUUAAGCAACCCUCCUCUAGUUUGGACGCCCCCCACCCCCCCAGUAAUUUUCGAACUGUCCCUUACAGAUACUUCAGCAAAAUCAACGGAACUCGUAAACAACCGUUUUAAAGGCGUUCUAACUUCUGUUGUGAGUAGAUCGGUUCAGCUCACAUUCAGCAUGAAUAUUUCAAUCAUGUUUGAUAAGUUUAAUUUAUGUAGAUAAAAUGCCUAAAGCAUCUACAGUAGUCUUUACUUGUAAAAAAAAAUGAAGGAUAACUUAUGAUGUGAAUGAAGUAUUUCAAAAAUAUAUAUACAAUCUGGACAUACUACAAUGAGUAACAAUACUGUGACCGGGAGGACCAUGGUCCCGACUAUACCUUCCAUCAUGUUUAUUUUCGGAGUGGUGGGAAAUGUAAUCGCCAUCGUGGUGCUCUGCAAGUCCAGGAAAGAGCAGAAGGAGACCACGUUCUACACGCUGGUUUGCGGUCUGGCGGUUACGGACCUUUUGGGGACCCUCCUGGCCAGUCCAGUCACCAUCGCCACUUAUGUGAAAGGAUCUUGGCCAGGCGGGGACCCACUCUGCCAGUAUUUCGGAUUCAUCCUCCUCUUCUUCUCUUUAGCGGGGCUCAGCAUCAUAUGCGCAAUGUCCGUAGAGAGAUACUUGGCGAUAAACCAUGCGUAUUUCUACAACGACUAUGUGGAUCAGAGACUGGCGGGGUUGACUCUUCUGGCUAUCUACAUCUCCAACGCGUUUUUCUGCGCUAUGCCUAGUAUGGGUCUGGGACAAGUCAAAAAGCAGUACCCACAAACCUGGUGCUUCAUAGAGUGGCGGAGCAACGUGAGUACUGAUGCCACAUUUUCUUACAUCUACGCGGGAUCCAGUUCGAUUCUAAUUCUGGCCACGGUGAUCUGUAACGUUCUGGUGUGCGGGGCUUUGAUCCGGAUGCACCGGCAGUUCGUUCGGAGGAUGUCGUUGGGGACAGACCCAGGGCGAAACACAGACCCAAGAAGGAGACGCAACUUCGGGAAUCUGGCCGGCGCGGAGAUCCAGAUGGUGAUUGUACUCAUAUGCACCUCAGCGGUGGUGCUCAUAUGCUCCAUUCCACUAGUUGUGCAGGUGUUUCUGAACCAGCUGUAUAAGACUCCGGUGGAGCUGAGACUGGAAAAGAACCCAGAUCUGCGGGCGAUCCGCUUCGCUUCCUUCAACCCCAUCCUGGACCCCUGGAUCUACAUCCUCCUCCGCAAGGCCAUGCUCCUCAAGCUCAUUGAGCAGAUCAAAUGUCUGUUCUGUCAGAUAGGAGCACGGCGGCAGCAGAGACAGAACUGCCACCAGUGCCCCUCCAUCAUCUCCUCUCGAGAGUCGCCCUCACUGGUAUCCCGCGAGCUGAGGGAGGUGUCCAGCACCUCUCAGACUGUUCUCUACCUGCCCGAAGGAAGUGAGACGUACACAGGAAGCUGUCAUCACACAGGAGAGCAGUUUGGGUUCCGUACUUCCUCUGUCCAAGACCCCCGAAGUUCUUAUUCAUCAGGGCAGAGCAAUACAGAGGACGGGAGCAGAGAAGCGACACAUCUAACCAGGGACCUUUCUGGUGUGGCAGGAAAGACCACUCAGUCAUGUGUGAAAGACCAGGCUCUUCAUGUGUCGCUAAGCAAUGAGACAUUACAGGAGAAAUGCAUAUAAGUCUUGUUUAUUUGGAUUCCCAGAAGAGGUUACUUUCUCAACAGCUACUCUAGUACUCCUCAGUCCUCAUAUUAUUGUGAGGUUUCUGUGAGUCAGAGGGAUGCCACACUUACACUGAAGGGACUGUCUUCAGACUGUCCAAGAUGCCUUCUCUGAGGUAGACAGCUUCUGCUCUCCUAAGGGACUUAUUUGGUUGGUGGAAGUGUUAGUAAAAGCAGAAAUAUACUGGCACCAAGGCUGACUCAUUUGACAUUCUCUCAAGAUGAGGUAUGGCACAUUUAAACAACGUUAAGAAGCUUUUGGGAAGCUAGGUAGAGGGAGGAAGAAGUAAAAACAACGGAGAUACAACUGAGAGAGAGAGAGAGGAUGUCUGCUCUGCUUUGAUGUCAAGCUACCUUGACCAGAAACAUCAAUGUUUGUUUCUUUUCCACUCUUCUUGCACUGGUCAGGGAGCAAGAUUGUCUCCAUGGCUUAAAAGCCCAUGACUGUACACUGUAGCUCAACAGUUUAAUCACUAGCUUAUUUCAAUCAUUGAGUAAACUUUGUAUUUAGAGCCGAGGUUGCCAGUAAACAAAAAUUAUUCCGAUGUACAGAAGCGUUAUUAAGAUUAAUUGAAGGGAAUGUAGCAUGAGGCCUGAAGUCCAUGAUUGCCAGGACCAAGGAAAAAUCCGUUCUCACAAAUACCUUUGUCUUGAGAAGCUUUGCUGUCUAGAGAGAAACAUUGAGACUGUUUUGCAUCACAGAAUAGAUUUAGAGAGUUUAUAGGGCAGUAAUAUGUGUGUAAUAAACAUUAUCCAUGUGUUUGUCCUUCCGGGGAGAAGUAUGACAAAUUAUCCAAUUAGAAUGCUUUUUAGAAUGCCUUUGUCAUGGAAUGAGUUGUGCCAACAUGCAAGAUAGUUAGCCAAACACAGAUUCUCAGUGACCCACCGUAAUAUUGUCAUUGUCAUAAUUUUGUGACCUAUGCAAUUUCUUCUCUGUGAGAAGAUGCAAGUUAUUUAAUCAUGUCAUGAAAUGUUACAUCAGUAUAACAUAAAUAUGGCAUAUCAGUUUUAAAAUAUGAUGUUCCGGUAUAUCUGUAAAAGGCUUAAAAUUACAGAGGUGUUUCAUUAUAAAUUCACUGUGCUUGCGUUAUAUCCACCCACCCAUAGAAUAUUCAUGUAAGCAAUACGUUCUGAAAAGGAAUAAAAUGGAUUAACAGUUA
Molecule: messenger RNA, 4471 nt
Organism: Oncorhynchus kisutch (coho salmon)
Lineage: Eukaryota; Metazoa; Chordata; Actinopteri; Salmoniformes; Salmonidae
Product: prostaglandin E2 receptor EP4 subtype-like
Exons: 2
Coding region: 1921-3270 (449 amino acids)
Biological process (GO): adenylate cyclase-activating G protein-coupled receptor signaling pathway; inflammatory response; cellular response to prostaglandin E stimulus
Cellular component (GO): plasma membrane
Molecular function (GO): prostaglandin E receptor activity
Source: RefSeq, a predicted model, not a curated record